Messenger RNA from Dendroctonus ponderosae (mountain pine beetle), 1380 nucleotides. It is a transcript of the gene eIF2beta, whose product is annotated as eukaryotic translation initiation factor 2 subunit 2. The transcript is spliced from 8 exons. Lineage: Eukaryota; Metazoa; Arthropoda; Insecta; Coleoptera; Curculionidae. The record is from RefSeq and is a predicted model, not a curated record. Gene Ontology annotation, cellular component: eukaryotic translation initiation factor 2 complex. Gene Ontology annotation, biological process: formation of cytoplasmic translation initiation complex; translational initiation; formation of translation preinitiation complex. Bases 176 to 1159 code for a protein of 327 amino acids. Gene Ontology annotation, molecular function: translation initiation factor activity; mRNA binding; translation initiation factor binding.
GAACAAUUUCUUAUGUCAAAUCAGUCAAAUGUCGGCUGUUCUGUUCCCAGCAGAAAAUUCCGAGUUUCUAAGCUGAUGCAAUAAGUUCUCGCAGUUUUCGUUCCUUUCUUAAAAAGUUGUCUCCAAAUUAAGUUUUCUACUCGCUCUAUUGUGAUCUAUCUCAUAUCUGUUCACCAUGGCUGAGGAUGAAGCAAUUUUUGACCCAACUCUUAAAAAGAAAAAGAAGAAGAAGAAGACCACUUUCGAUAUUGAUGCAGCUUUAGCCGAAGGCAAUGAUGGUGCUGAUGGCAGUGCCAAUGGGCCAGAAGAAGGCGAAACCGUAGCCGCUGCGGAUCAAGAUCAAAAUGAUGAUACUGCGGAUAUUGACCUCGAUUUCACUAAACAGAAAAAGAAAAAAAAGAAGAAACCUUUCAGUACUGAUGAUCUAGAUGCUGCACUGAGAUCAGCAUCUCCGAAUGUUUCAGCUUUUGGUUCGGGAAAAGAUGAUGAUUUAAAGUCUUCUCAUCAAGAUGAGGAGACUUUAGAUGACGAGACUUUUAACCUUGACUUUGGCAAGCUUAAAAAGAAGAAAAAGAAAAAGAAUUUAGAUGAAAUCAUUUCUGAAGCUGAUGUUAAAUCCGAAGAUAAGGAGAAUGUAGAUGAAAACUCCAUUUCUUGGGUGGGAUCCGAUAGAGAUUACACAUAUGAAGAGCUGUUAAAUAGGGCCUUUGAAAUCAUGAGGGACAAGAACCCGGACAUGGCAGCCGGCAAGAAACAAAAAUUUGUUAUGAGACCGCCACAGGUGGUGAAAAUCGGCGCAAAGAAAACCUCAUUUGCCAACUUUACUGAAAUAUGCAAAAUGUUGCAUAGACAGCCUAAACAUUUGCUCGACUUCUUGUUGGCUGAAUUGGGUACCAGUGGUUCCGUUGAUGGUAAUAGUCAGUUAAUCAUCAAAGGUCGUUUCCAGCAGAAACAGAUAGAAAACGUAUUAAGAAGAUAUAUAAAAGAAUAUGUUACAUGUCAUACGUGUAGAUCACCGGACACCAUAUUACAAAAGGACACUAGACUUUUCUUCCUGCAGUGUGAAACCUGCGGAUCCAGGUGUUCUGUAGCUAGUAUCAAAUCUGGUUUCCAGGCUGUUACAUCAAAACGUGCAGCAAUCAGAGCAAAAACAGCAUAGUCUCUCAAAUAGCUGCAAUAAUCGUAAUAUUAAUGUAAUUAAUUGGUAUUAUAAAGGAGCUGCACUUUUUUAAUUAAAUGUUUGUGUUGCCGUCUUGUCGUGUACUUUCUAGACUAUUAUGCUGAAAGUCUGAACGAAAAAAUAUCCUUUUUAUGUCCGAAAGAAUAGCUUUACUUACAGUUUGUACUAAUGAUUAAAAAUUUACCGAGAAGACAAUUUAA